GAUGAACUGUCGAGCACAUUCACACAAAAUCUUCUGCCAAUGUCGCCCUGACUUGAUGGGAAACCCGCGCGUCACAUGAAAACACGACACCGACACGAGCGAUGUUCCUCGACACAUGAGCGCAGCUGCUGACACUGCUGCGUGUCGCUCCUCAGCAUCGCUUUUAUAUCGACUUUCAGUCAGAGAACAGCGCAGGAAUGAGGAAUACACUGCAUGUCAAUGACGGACACAAGGUCCUCCACUCGGUGUCCGGAGACAAGAAAUGCAAGCGGAAAGCGCGCGACCCCGUCAAGCGUGAUUUAUCUUACUUUAAAGUGUACAACACAUCGCAUCCGACGGACGAGACGCUGGGAAACAGCGCGGUGAUGAGCACCAACCCUGUGGAAACGGUCGCGUCGCGGGAUGACAGCGACACUCUAAACACCGCUAUCGACAUGAGGAUUAAUACCGACACGACUGACUCGAAACCGCAGAAGACUGUCGAUAAUAGCGCUAAAACCAGCGCGCAGGUGUCGGUGUUGAACCGUCCGCAGGUUUUCGUGUUGUCUCAGCGCGCAGUCAGUCAGGCGCCUGCGAGCGGCAGCAGGAGCGAGUGCGCGGAAUCACCCGGGAGACGCGCAGGAGAGCCGUCUGGCGCGGGCACGCAGAUCAAAGCCGUGCAGCAGACGCGCAGGCUGCUGGCGAACGCGCGAGAGAGGACGCGCGUGCACACCAUCAGCGCUGCCUUUGAGGCGCUCAGAAAGCAGGUACCCUGCUACUCUUACGGGCAGAAGCUUUCCAAGCUGGCUAUAUUAAGAAUAGCUUGCAACUACAUACUGUCCCUCGCUCAGCUUGCCGAGCUGGACUAUACCCCAGAGCACCGCAAUCUGAGCUUCCGAGAGUGUGUGGAGCAGUGCACUAGAACUCUACAGGCCGAGGGGCGAUCCAAAAAACGCAAGGAAUAAAGUGAAGAAUGUCUUCAGUGACUCUGGAGUGUGAAGGAUUCUCUCGCCUGCAAGUCAAAUGAAGUUUAACAUUAAACACUGUGCUAUAGAUUUUACUACAGCUGACAGUGUCGAAAACUUAUGUACACUGAAAUUAUUUUUCGAUUUUUUGUUCAUGUAUUUUUGAAAUACAGUCAAAAACAUCAUAUUACAGAAAAAUACCACACAUUUGAAAACAUGUCAUUUUACAGGAAAACUUUUAAGUUUUACAGAACAAUUCUGGGGCCCCAGCUGCCAGAACAUUUUUUUUUUCUAAGAUUUGUUUACAGCAUCUGAAUGUGCUAACAUACAACUCAGUAUUAUGCAACGAGAACAUUUUAUGUGCAAUAAAAAUCAUUUUCAUUUUCCAUUUUUGCACAAUUAGAAUUGGAUUUGGUCUCUUACACUCCUGCACUGGGUGGCAGCAGACCGUUCACUUGUAAAUGAGGUAUAAUACAAGAAAUAUUGAUCACUUUCAUUUACAAUAACGUGUAAGUUUGGUUCAUAAAAGGAAAAUAUGUUAAUAUCAUUUAUCAAAAUAAUUUGUUUACGUCAAUAACCCAUCAAUCAAUAAAACUGAGCAGGAAUUCAUCUUUCUGAUCAAAGUCAAACAUCGGAAUUGUUACAUUGAUAAAUAUUAAAAUAUAAUAAAUAUUGUAACUCUAAA
Messenger RNA from Triplophysa dalaica, 1629 nucleotides. It is a transcript of the gene atoh8, whose product is annotated as atonal bHLH transcription factor 8. The record is from RefSeq and is a predicted model, not a curated record. Bases 198 to 944 code for a protein of 248 amino acids. Gene Ontology annotation, molecular function: DNA-binding transcription factor activity; protein dimerization activity. Lineage: Eukaryota; Metazoa; Chordata; Actinopteri; Cypriniformes; Nemacheilidae. The transcript is spliced from 3 exons.